Messenger RNA from Striga asiatica, 2145 nucleotides. NCBI's taxonomy places the organism in Eukaryota, Viridiplantae, Streptophyta, Magnoliopsida, Lamiales, Orobanchaceae. The record is from the annotation of a GenBank genome assembly.
AUGUUGCAACUCUUGAGAUCACCUAGGCCUAGAGAUAGGCGUAGAUUAGUCACCCCUUUUGUGAUCGAAUUGGGUGUCAGGCCGAGGGAUCUAGGAGGAGUUAAUGACUUAGCCCAAUAUCUAGCCCAAGAGUAUCUAAGAAUUGCAAAGUUGUCGGCCCAAACUAAUAAUAAGCAACCAAUUUUAAGCCCAUCUUCUUCAUUCGAGCAACUCUCUCUCCUCCAAAGAAACGGUCGCAGCUCUCGUGCAACGGCGUCCAUAAUCCUCGGCCUUUCCCCAAAUUCCGGCCACACUGGAUUUAGAGCAUCAGCCGCUUCUCCCAUUUUAUGCCCCUUGAAUUCUCCUCCGGAUUUCAGAAAUCGCCUAGCGAAUUCGAGAGACAACCAUUUCUGGCUACGAGGAGUCCGUGCGCGCCGACGACCUCCGAGACCUUUGAGCUCCGACCUCCGAUCUCUAGACGGACAACUAGCUUCUAUCUCGAGCCGUGAUUCCCGAGCUCCUCCGCGACCUGAGUCCAAUUUCCCGGCGAGAGCAGCCGAAUCGGCCCAACGACGAGAUUCCCGGCGACGCGAUCGGCGGAUCUAUUCCCGACGUCGAGCCGCGAUCCAACCUCCGAUCUCUAGCCCGACUGAGCCUCGAUCCCUUCAAACUCUGACCUCCGGCCAUCCAAAGGCAAGAGCACCAAGCCUCAGCGACGGGAUUUCCAGCGAGAGCAGCACCAGUCCGGCGAGUUCCAGGCGUCAGAGAUUGUGCAAUCGAAAGCGGGAAAACGCCGGCGAAGAGCUUCAGUUCCCGACGGCUGAAGAGACCAAGGACGACUGUCGAAGGCUGACCCUUAGCGAAGAUUCGAGCAGCCCUGCCGGCGAACGAGUGCACCCAGCCGUUCGCCAUAGCCUUGUAGACCCGAGCUUUUUCCGGCAACGAGUAGCAGCCGCUCGAGGCUCUUAUCGAGCAACCGACGGUUUCAAUUCUGAGCAGCAGCAGCCCUUUUGGGUCCCGGGCGAGAACAGAAGCGGGUCGAUCCUUUGCCGAGAGCCCCGAACAGCCUGUUUUCCCACGUCCGGUUACCGGGCAGCAACCCGGGGCUUGUCAACCGUCUCCAGGGGAUGUCCGUCGAGCGAAUCGAGCCCUCUUUUCAGGAUUGAGAGCAUCAGCCGCAUCUCCCAUUUUAAGCCCCUUGAAUUCUCCUCCGGAUUUCACAACCAUUUCUGGCUACGAGGAGUCCGUGCGCGCCGACGACCUCCGAGACCUUUGAGCUCCGACCUCCGAUCUCUAGACGGACAACUAGCUUCUAUCUCGAGCCGUGAUUCCCGAGCUCCUCCGCGACCUGAGUCUAAUUUCCCGGCGAGAGCAGCCGAAUCUGCCCAACGACGAGAUUCCCGGCGACGCGAUCCGCGGCGGAUCUAUUCCCGACGUCGAGCCGCGAUCCAACCUCCGAUCUCUAGCCCGACUGAGCCUCGAUCCCUUCAAACUCUGACCUCCGGCCAUCCAACGGCAAGAGCACCAAGCCUCAGCGACGGGAUUUCCAGCGAGAGCAGCACCAGUCCGGCGAGUUCCAGGCGUCAGAGAUUGUGCAAUCGAAAGCGGAAAAACGCCGGCGAAGAGCUUCAGUUCCCGACGGCUGAAGAGACCAAGCGCGACUGUCGAAGGCUGACCCUUAGCGAAGAUUCGAGCAGCCCUGCCGGCGAACGAGUGCACCCAGCCGUUCGCCAUAGCCGUGUAGACCCGAGCUUUUUCCGGCAACGAGCAGCAGCCGCUCGAGGCUCUUAUCGAGCAACCGACGGUUUCAAUUCUGAGCAGCAGCAGACCUUUUGGGUCCCGGGCGAGAACAGAAGCGGGUCGAUCCUUUGCCGAGAGCCCCGAACAGCCUGUUUUCCCACGUCCGGUUACUGGACAGCAACCCGGGGCUUGUCGACCGUCUCCAGGGGAUGUCCGUCGAGCGAUUCGAGCCCUCUUUUCAGUAGAGUAUAUAAGAACAGUAAAGAAGUAGCAUUCUUAUUGAGACUAGAACUAAUAGGGAAGAAAAUCGAUUUAUGGAUGGAAUCAAAAAGGAGAAGGAGUAGGAAAGAAAUAAGGAGGAGAAGGAGUAGGAAAGAAAUAAGGAAGAGAAGGAGUAGGAAAGCUUUAUUCGUAUCAAACCAAUAA